Hydatigera taeniaeformis is the source of this 2043-nucleotide messenger RNA. NCBI's taxonomy places the organism in Eukaryota, Metazoa, Platyhelminthes, Cestoda, Cyclophyllidea, Taeniidae. The record is from the annotation of a GenBank genome assembly.
AUGCAAUGCAUAAUUAUUGUAGAAAAGGCGGGAGUUGUGGAGAACGUGGAGGAGACCGAAUCAACCGACCUAUCCGAAAAGGACAAGGCGGCAUUGGAACGAGCGAUGGAGGAGAAGGAGGAUUUGGAGAAACACGCCGCCAUCAUUGGUUCAAUUUCUCUCACCCUCAUAAUUGUCACACUUGUUUGCAUGUUUUUUGCAAUUCGUCGAAAACGGAAAGAAGCAACUCACCAUGUGAUUGAAGUAAAACUGCCCUCCGAUCAGGACAGUCCACACCUACCUGGCACAAAUGCAAAUAGCAGUAUAAAAAAUGUCAAUGCAGCCGCUCCUCAUUCCUCCAAAUUGCUGCCUAAAGAUGUGAUCAUUGACUUGGAGGAUAUUGAAAAUGAGCCAGUUUUCUCCAGUUCGGGUGAUGCUCUUCUGGGUCGAGAGCCCAAUUCGACACAAAAGGGGAUCCUGGGACCCACGGGUCUCUUUGCCAAUCACAACUGGGACAGACGAACAUCACCAGGUGUGGCUAAAGCCUUUGGACUGAGUGCAAUUUCCAAGUCACCGUCUACAAAGCCUGGCAAAUCGAGGAAUGCCCUCUUUCGACACCAACAAAUGCAACAACAACACCAACAGCAACCACAGCAGAGAGCACAACGGUGUGCGUGGCAAUCGGAUGCCAACCUAAUCCAACACUCCCAAAUGCACAACAGUCGAGGGAAACUGCAUCGAGGUGACUCAGCACAAACGGCUGAUGGGGUGGCAAAUUUUCGCUACAUGCAACCACAACUGCCACCUAGACUGAGUAACCCACCACCAGUGGCGGUGACGCCUAAGAAUCGUCAGCCGUGGAGUCUGCGCCAACAACAGCAGCAACAGCAAAGGGAGGAGCAUCAUAAUCGGAGUCAAAAUCGAAGUCAUCACCACCAUCGCCAUCGACACCAUCACCGCCAUCGACGUCGGCAGCAACAGCAACAAAAACAGCCUGGUAAGGAACGACAUCAACCUCAACAGUCAGUACUCCUACAUAGGCAAAAGACAAACAGCACAGAUGUGCCAGAUUCAUCCUAUCAGGAGGGUCACUUGCUAAAUUGUCGAAUGCUCACUGAGCAACAACGGACACUCUCUCUCGCUACCUCACGUUUUCGCCUCUACGACAGCCGGGAAUUGACGUCGUAUGGAGGCGACUUCAGCAGUUGUGGAAGUGACUCCAGGUCUUCUUCCUCACCUUCUACAUCUUCCGCCUCCUCUUCCAGAUCCACCAACUCCACAGGUUCUUCUUCCACCUCCUAUUCCUCCAAUUCAACAACUACUACUUCAUUUUGUCCACAAAAACGUGCUCCACGAGGAUAUCGAGGUUAUGAGAACCUAAUGCCUUAUAGUAUCCGCUUAAAGACCUUUCGCAGCAUGCCAGAUGUGACUAGGGCUACAGGGCCUCAUACUGUUGUGUCUGGAGGAGGUAUCGGUGGCGGUAGCGGUGGCGGUGGUUAUCAAUUUGCAGUCAGCUGUGGUCACAAGGAUUGUCGUGACUACUAUCGGCUACAGGCGUUGAGGUCUGAUCUUCAAAUAGAGAGACGAAGAUCAGAGAAGAUAGGGGUUGAAAAACCCGCUUUGUUUAGGGAGAGGGAGAUAGAAUUGACACCAUCUUCGGAGGAUGAUGAAGAGGGAGGGAUGCAGAAUGCCAACAGCAGGGAAGGCGUUGAUCCUGGCGAAAAACCAAUCCCUCUGCCCAAUCCGAUCGCAUCGGAUGCCUACUCGGUCCAUGGACUAAGUGAUGCAAUAAGCGUUGAAUCGUCCAAAGAUGAAGGCACUGGAAGUGAGAAUACGCGCUCAGCUGUCACCGACGUGUCCGAUGAGAGUGCCCGUCAAAGCUCCUACACCUCCACCAAUUCCCCCAUCUCGCCACGACCACCGUCUCGUGUUAGCUCCGCCAAUCGCUCGCUCUCGCGUGUCGCCUCACUGUCGAAACGUCUCGACUCUCCUGCCAGUUCGCGAUCCCGUGUGAGAGUGCAUCCAGCGGCGCCCAAUCUCCUGGUCUACGAGUACGAAGCCUAG